Drosophila sechellia is the source of this 2242-nucleotide messenger RNA. RefSeq lists its product as uncharacterized. The transcript is spliced from 4 exons. The record is from RefSeq and is a predicted model, not a curated record. The coding region runs from base 103 to 1251 and encodes 382 amino acids. Lineage: Eukaryota; Metazoa; Arthropoda; Insecta; Diptera; Drosophilidae.
UACAUGGAAACGAAACAAAUUCUCCCAAUUUUCGGCUGAAAACGAGGAAAACCAACUCGCGAUUCUGGGGCGGCAGAACGGGAAAUCCCGCCGAGGAGCAGCAUGACCUCCAUUCUGGACAUGAAGGCCGGUCCGCCCGACUACUGGGCGGAGAUCAGCAACUUCUUUCUGCCGCUGAAAUACCUGAUCACCAACGACCGCUUCGAUUCGAUGGUGCGGGACAUAGACCUCUAUUACCUGAUAAACGGUGUGUUCUGGAUAUUCGUGGCGUUGUCCUGCGGCUACUACGCCUUCCAGCGGCUCUUCCAGUUCUUUCUGAAGUCGUCGAGCAUGAAGCACUUUCAGCGGAGGCUGUUCGCCCGCGUGAUCUGGAACAUCGCCUUCUAUGCGGCCAGCUGCCUGUUCUUGCACUUCUACAACGAGUUCAUGAUCCUGCCGCAGCUGAUGAAGAACCAGGGACGCUACUCGCUCUUCUACUCCUCGGAGAACCUGAUCUUCUAUCGAUCUCAUCAGGCGGAGAAAUUUCAGUUCUACUCGAUCUUCAUCAUCACGUUUUACCUGCAUGGGGCGUGGUUGGACUUCAAGGACGCUGACUUUCUGGAGGUGGGCUCCAAGGGACUCUACCUGCUGUCCCUGGUUGCCAUCGAUGUUUAUAGGUACGAAAACUACUUUGUGGGCCUGAAUCUGACGGUGGGUCUGUACAGCAUACUCACCGAGGUGCUGGCCCUGUUGGUCCUGCCCAGCACCAAUUCACACCGGAUCAUCUACCAGGUUUUUCUCGGCCUGCGCAUCAUGGUGUGGGCGUAUGUGUUUGUCAACCUGCUGCCCUUUAAGUACUUUAUACCCACGCUGUUCGCCAAGAACUUCAAGCUGUCCCUGAAUGUGCCCAUUUGGUUGUGGUACGGCCUCUCCAUUUGGAACUCGCCGGUGCUGCAGUACUUCUACCAUCAGAUAUAUCACACAGCGCCGUCGGAUUGUUCGGGCGAGGGAUCGGCGGCUAAGUGCAUCCUGGUCAAGGACACCAGUGAGUUCCGGCACUACAAGACACUGAAGAAGGCCUAUUUGGAGGUAAAGCUGGCGCACAUUAGAACCACGUCCAAUUCGCUGCCCUCCGAAACCAGUUCGGCCUCGGCCAAAACCUUUCAGGCCAUAAAAUGCGUCAUGAUGCUGAAGCGCAAAUUGAAGCGGAUUCGCGAGGGACGUGGCCAUGAGCCGGAGGAUGACAACGAUGACCAGGCCGUUGAUACCUAAUCGCGUCCUUCAGCACGGACGCAGCACACUUUUACACAGUAGAAAAACACAUUUCCUUAAACCAAACCAAAAAAGACACAAGUUCAGCUUAGGCUAAUAACUCACAAAGUUGAAACUAGCGCUCUCUCUCUCUCACUCAGGCUGAUUUCGGUUUAUGCGUGUUAGCUAAAUCGCGAUCAGCGAACAGUGCGUUUUGGUCAACAUUCAGAUCGUAAUCAAAAAGUUGGCAGUACACCUCUGAUGCUUGUCAACAUAUUAUAGUAGGAAUAUUUAACACUUAAAAAUUUGUCAAUAUGUCAACGUUUUUGUUGUAAAGACUUUAAAAAGAUCAGUUGGUAGCUUUCAAUCAAAAAUUAAUUUAAAUAUCUCAACGAAUUAUAUAUACAACUAAAGGUUGUCAAAAUUAAAACAUGAAUAUAAACGAUAAAUCAAACGUGCAGAUAAUCUCAAAGGCUAUAUACACAAAAAUCGAAAAGUGAGGCUUACAAAAUUAAUCUCCUAGAAGUAUUUAAAAUAAUGUUAUAUAUCUUAAAACGUCGAAUUCGACUGUUGCCAAACGCACUGUUCUAAUAGUACUUAUUCGUGAUAAACCGCCGUGCAACAAUAGACGCACUAUUGUCACUAGUUAACAAUUAUUUAUAAAAACACUAGAUCAAUAUUAAAUUUAUCACGAUUUAGACAGCACGCAUAAACCAAGCGGCUGAAAGACCUUAGCAAAUUUAGUUAGUAUCGCUCGAUUUUUGGCGCCAACGAAGAUCGUCGCGGCUGAUAUAUAUAUAUACAUAUAGUUACUAUAUCUCUCCAACUCUCUCUCUCUCCCUCGCACACACGAUCGCAGUUUCUUUCUCGUUUAGAUUUGUAAGUCGCCUUCAACUUAUUGUUGUUGUUUAUUCGCUGUGACUUAAUGACAUAUUGAAAUAUUGUAAUGUGUUUUUUUUUCGUUCUUUUAAUUGAAAUAUACUAUAUAUGGGCUAAACGAGCGCAAUUGAAA